This is a messenger RNA of Linnemannia hyalina, 810 nucleotides long. The record is from the annotation of a GenBank genome assembly. Lineage: Eukaryota; Fungi; Mortierellomycota; Mortierellomycetes; Mortierellales; Mortierellaceae.
AUGAAGGGCACGUUCACGACCCCGGCGCUCUUCCUGCUCUCACUGCUGGUCCUAAUCAUCACUCCAACAGCAGUGCACGCCGGCCCUUACACACUCACGACUCCAACAUCCGCAACCCGCUGGACAGCCGGCCAACCCGGCUCCGUCACCCUCCUCUCCACCGACAAAGCCGGAGCGUCCACACAAUCAACCGACAGACUCCUCACCAUCACCCUCCGUGUCGGCAAGGGCGGUCUACUUGGGGGGUCUACCCAAGUCGCUGUUAUCCGCGAUGGGAUUCAACUCUUGGUGCCCUUCAAGGGAACCGAGAAGCAGGUUAAGCUCGACGUGAGCGAUUGGAUGGUUCCUGCCGGUACGGCGGCGGGGGAUAAGUAUUUUGUGCAGAUGGUUAGGAGGAAGGAUGGGUUCUUCGAUAUCCCGGAUAAGGUCGAGAGCGCGUUCUUUCAGAUUGUUGCGGCCCCUGUUACUCCUCCUCCUGUUACUCCUCCUCCAGCCAACACAACAGUCCCAACUCUCCCAACACCAACCCUCAACACCACAACAGUCCUCAUCCCAACACCCACCCCAACCACCCCAAUUCCAACAACACCUACCCUCCCACCUGGUCAGACAUGCGCCGAUAUCCAGGCCCAAUGUGCCGCCAAGAACCUUACCUUCACCGAUACCAAUAGUACGGCUAUUUGCCAGUGCGGGGCGUUGUUGAUUAUGCCCGUUAUUAUUGGUAAUGGUGCUAGUGCAUUUGGUGGUAGUUUGAUAAUGGCGAUUAUGGGGCUGGGUUUGUCGGUUUUGAUGAGCUCCACUUUGUUGUAG